This is a messenger RNA of Galleria mellonella (greater wax moth), 7031 nucleotides long. RefSeq names its product ral guanine nucleotide dissociation stimulator (gene Rgl). Gene Ontology annotation, cellular component: plasma membrane. Gene Ontology annotation, biological process: positive regulation of GTPase activity; Ras protein signal transduction. NCBI's taxonomy places the organism in Eukaryota, Metazoa, Arthropoda, Insecta, Lepidoptera, Pyralidae. Bases 2901 to 5144 code for a protein of 747 amino acids. The transcript has 7 exons. The record is from RefSeq and is a predicted model, not a curated record. Gene Ontology annotation, molecular function: guanyl-nucleotide exchange factor activity.
AUAGAAACAAAAAAGGAAACAAAGUUAAGCUACUUAUUAAUCUACUGGCAGACCCGGCAAAUGUUAUUUUAAACGACUUGCCGCCACCUACAAGGCAAUUUUUUACCUUUUCGGGGUGAAAUUUAUUGUUACUAAGUUGAAGUAAACAAUACACAUUUUUAAAAUUAAUUAAAAUUGAUUAAGCGUUUACGGAGACUAGUGUUAACAAAUAUAGUGACAGGGGAUUUUUAUAAAUAUAUAAACAGAGACCAAAUCAGGAGGCUAAUGUAUUUAUGUGGUAAUACAUUUGUAUGUGGAUUAAUUUGUAUAGCUACGUGAUGUAUCAUUUGUAUUACACAUUAUUUACACAUUUACAAAAAAAAAUAAUAAUAAUAAAGAUGUCAAAUUCAUAGCCAAGUAAUGAUACAUGUCCAAUCUCUCUAUUGAAUACCUAAUACGUAUAAUAGCAUCACGAAUACGAAGCAAUUUGGAAGAGAUGGCUCCUAUCUUUGGAAGCCUUCGGAUUUCAUUAUUGAGCGGAAUUUUGUGAUAGGUAGGUAGGUAGGUAGCGUAUAAAACAGCUUUUGGGCUUAUUGUGUGGCACACCUGACGAUUGCCUGUCGCUGACCACCUGUCGCUAUACAAAUUUAAUAGGAAGUCGUCCUUUCUUUCAGAAUAAGAGCGAAAAUCGCGAAACAAAAUCAAAAUCAUAAGAUAACUAUUAUUUCCUGGUAUUACUCACAACAGUCAAAUGACGAACGAACAAAAUUGAGGAACAGACUUAGAUAUAUUUCAAAUAUAAUUUAGAAUAAUGCUAAAAUAUUUUAUAAAAUUUAUAGUAUAAUAUGAAUUUAAUAUAGGGGAUUCUAAAACAAAUACAAUGAUUUUCUAAAAAAAUUAAAUAUAUUUAAUAUGCACAUGUAUGCAUCAUACAAUGAUGUAAUAUAUGUACGUAUAUUAGAUAUCUGAUAAUUAUGUAUUUAAUACUGACUUUAACUGCAAUUUGGACCAUGUUAUUUGAAUAAAAUACAGGUAAAUUUCAUGGCGUUUAGUUCCGCCGGACAUAACAAACAAAGUAAUUUUCACAUCUUAUUUUACUAAUGUAUGAAACUAUAACUAAAUGAUGCUUGUAUAUGAGUGAUCAAAAUAUAUUAGAUGUUUUAGAGCAAAAUUUUUGUUUUUAUUUUGUCUGUUCGUCUAUAUGUUUGUUCCAGCAUCACGCAAAAACUUCUCCACCAAAUUGUAUGCGGUUUUCACACAGUUGUGUUCCUGAAGGUCUAAUUUAAAAUCUAAAAUAUGUUUAAUCUUGAUACGUUAUCUAGAAGUGAUCUGUUUUAUUAGUUGUUCUACAUCUGACAUUCACGCAUACAAAAUAAUGCAAAAAUGAUAUGUAUUUUUUAGUAAUAAGAAUUAAAUAUCUUGACAAGAUAUUAAGAAAUUAGAUAAAUAAUAUGUACGAAUAAGACCAAUUGUACUCAUGGGUUUAUUCUAAGAAAUUGUAAUGAAACUCGAAUUGCUUCCUUAUACACUUAUUUUACGAUAUUUCCUCGGUAAUUAUAUUUGGGAAGGAUAUUUAUAUUCUUGUGUGGACGUAUGUGUAGGAUUGGAGUAAUAGGGCAUAACUCGCGUCGUCGUCGACCGCUCCCUUCCUCAAUUAUCCAAUUUCCUUGUCAGAUAUCGACCUAGUAUACGACUAUUCAUUACUAUUACGCAAUCAGGCACUGCUACUAAGAGAUCUAUAAUUGUACAAAUUCAGAAUCUAGUUAUAUGUAACUAAACAGUUAGUAAAGCCGCAAACGCAGGCUCGCCACUUUGUCUAUGUGACCGGGAUAUAAUUAAUUUACGAAGACACCGAGCAAUUCUGUAUAUAUUUCCCCAUGCUAAAUAUCUACUAUGUUUUUGUCACAUGAAAAUAUAAAGAUUCUCAAACUUAUUUGAUAGUUGGGCGGACUUUGUCAGUUUUUUUGUCAUAUUAUUGUCGAAUGUUUAUUUGAAAGGAUAUGAAUAAUUUCGAUUAAAUAUUAAAAUUUUACUCUAUUUAACAUGAGGAGUUUACAAGCAGGCAGUUAAAUUUUCCCACAUACGAGAUUUCUGUAUCACCUUUAUUUUACCUUUACCUUAUUACCUGUGUAUAUAUUCGAUAUCUUUUUGUAUUGCCAAGUUCGUCUAAUCUCCUUCAGAUAUCCACGUCACUUCUACUUAUCUAAGUAUCUUUUAUGAUUAUAUACAGUAACUUAUCAAGUAAGCAAGAUAAGGGCGCUGUUUAGUUGAAUCAUUUCCUAUAUACUCGUAUUUUACUUUCUUUCUUUGAUAGUCAACUUUUUUAAGAAGGAAAAAGGAAAUAGUAUAAAUUCAUAGAUAUUUUGGUAUAUUCCGUAAGCAUGGUCUUAGAGUUUUUAUUUUCAUACAAUAUAGAUGGGUACUUUUAACAACAUUUUUACAAGCGAUUUAAACAAGCUACUAAUUAGUUAUAUUAUUUACAAUUUUUAUUAGAAUAGGUACCAUGUGUUUAUUGAACAAUCUAUUUGUUAUAAGAUUCAAUUGUAAAUGGUCCAUAAAUAUCGCGAUUUGUUCAUGUGGAAUUAUAAAUAGCACGACCUUUCCCGACCUAGACCUUGGCCGCUUCAUCACAACUACUUUUAAUCAUGUCUCGGGUAGCUUAAACGCCGCUCCGCCGUUGAGAUAAUGAAAAUUAAGAACGUUAUACACAUAGUUUACGUUAUAUUAAAAUUAAUAUCAUUCGUAUUUGGCAUUGAUUUACUGAAAUGGAGAAUAUUAGGUGUUCCUCCAUGCGUACCUCAACUGUAUAUGUAAUCUAUAUGUCAAUUUAGUGCGUAAUAUAUUGGGAUAAAGUAACCAUGAGUCGUGAUGUUGGGGGAGAUAGUAGUGUGGAUAAAGAAGUGGAGGUUGGUUGAGGAGUGAUGCUGGUGCGGGGGUGCGCGGGGGGUGAGCUGCGGCACUCGCUGGCGGAGCGCACGAAGGCGCUGGCGGCGCGCUGCCACGCGCUGCGCUCGCCGGCGCGCGCCGACCAGCGCAGCGCCGAGCGCCGCCGCCCCAGGCACCGUAAAUCGCAAACUCGCUGGUAUGUCAAGCAGCCGACAUGGCGGUUGUGGGGGGAGGAGCGCGUCGACGGCGCUAUCUACACCGUCUACCUGAAGAAAGUGCGCUACCACCGGCCUACGAGGAGUGCCUCCAGUGAGUCGGAUGACGAGAUUUCGCACCUGGAGUGGGAGACGGUGCGCGUGCGCUUCGUGAAGGCGGGCACCGUCGAGCGGCUGGUGGAGGCGCUCGCCACGGAUGACGGCGAACUCGAGUCCACUUACGUCAAUGUAUUCUUAGCCACAUACCGAUCAUUCGCGGAAUGCACUCGAGUCUUGGACCUUUUGCUUCGACGAUAUGAAGCUUUGGCUGCGGAGGACGUUGUUCACACGACAGCGGUUGAUACUUCACUACAACAUCGAAAGACUCUGGUGGCAUGUCUCCAUGUUUGGUUGGACACCUAUCCGGAGGACUUUCGUCAACCUCCGCACCACCCCGCACUACAACAGCUACUCGCCUUCACACAGCUUCAUUUGCCAGGCUCGGAGCUUCAUUUGAAGGUAUUGCAGAAGUUAGCAAUAUUCAGUGCGGAACGUAAUGGGUCCGGUGUCGGCGGGGGCGUGUGCCUGGCGCCGGGCAUGCGGCUCACGGCACACCACACCAGUACAUAUCGACUGCCGCAUGUGCCUCACCGACACUUCGCCGAACAAUUAACUAGAAUGGAUAUGGAAUUGUUCAAGAAACUAGUGCCUCAUCAGUGUCUUGGUGCAGUUUGGUCGAGACGAGACAAGGAUCGCUCUCAUGACGCAGCAACUGUAUCAGCCACUGUUAAUCAAUUUAAUGCAGUAUCCUUUCGAGUUAUUUCUACAGUAUUAGUAGAGCCCAAUUUAAAGGCACACGAAAGAGCUGAUAUACUCGCAUCAUGGCUAGAUAUUGCCCGCGAACUAAGGGUGCUCAAAAAUUUUUCAUCACUAAAAGCUAUAAUAUCAGGAUUACAGAGUAAUCCGGUUUAUAGAUUGAGAAAAACAUGGGCUCUGUUGCAAAAGGAAAAAUCAGAGUUGUUUGAUGAGCUCGCCCGAAUUUUUAGUGAGGAUAAUAAUAGAUGGGCUCAGAGAGAAUUGUUAAUGCGCGAGGGAACAGCCAAGUUUGCUGAUACAGUUGGUGAAAAUGAUCGACAACUACAAAAGCUUCUACACGAACGAGGAUCCCCUGGAGUAAGCCAUGGCACAAUACCAUAUUUGGGAACUUUUUUAACAGAUCUUACUAUGAUCGAUACUGCUAUACCAGAUACAGUAGCGGAUGGUCUUAUAAAUUUUGAUAAACGACGGAAGGAAUUUGAAGUUCUAGCGCAAAUAAAAUUACUUCAGGGUGCUGCGAACGCCUAUCAACUGCCUCCUGAUCCAAUGUUCGACCGAUGGUUCGACUCGGUGAUAGUAUUAGAUGACCGGGAAGCGUAUCAGCUAUCGUGUCAAAUAGAACCACCGACAAACCCGCCUAAAGAGAGGCGACCGAAGAAGAUGAACGAUUGUAAUAACCAAGGACACAGAAAGAACGAUUCAAUCGCUAGUACAAGUUCUAGUAAUAGUUCCCAAUUUUACUGUGAGACUGAUGGAAUUGUUAAUAACGCGUGGAAACGAGAUAGUUUAGAGCGACGGGCCUCACCAACCAGACUAUCCCAUGGCUCAUCUUCUUCGUCUUUACCGUCUCUAGAUGUAUCUCUGUCUAGUGCAAAUAGUAAUCAAAAGCAAGCAAAUGGCAAAACGAGUAUAGCGAGUCCAGCACAUGCGAAUUCGCGAAGUGGACCGGAUUUUUAUAUUAUUCGAGUAACUUUCGAGUCGGAUUGCGCGGAGACGGAAGGUGUGGUGCUAUAUAAGUCGAUAAUGCUGAGCAACAACGAACGUACUCCGCAGGUGAUACGUAAUGCGAUGUUGAAGCUCAACUUAGAAGGUGAUCCCGAUGGUUACACCUUGGCUCAAGUUUUGCCAGACAGAGAAAUGUUGCUACCAUCAAACGCGAACGUGUAUUAUGCUGUAAAUACUGCAUACAACUUAAAUUUUAUCUUGCGGCCGCGUAAACCACAACAAGAUGAGCUGACGAACGGAAAAGUGCGAGGCAAGCGUCCCUGACUAUACACAAAAUAAGCCUUCGCCCGGGCUUUCUUUCGGCGCAGAACUCCUGUGAUCUUGUACAAAUCUUCAAGUUCCUCUCAUUAUUUAUUUUGUGACUGAUGUGUUGAUUUCGUACUAUUUCGUUGUACUGCAGUGCGUGUUCAUUCAAAGUGUACUCAUCUUUAUCUUAUCUAAACUAUUUAUAAUUCAAGUGUACUUGAUUAAAAAGUACUUUUAAUGCCACCUUAUAUUUUCAUUGUCUGUAGUUAUAUAAUUAAGUAUUGUUUAUAUGUAAAUGUGACUUAAUAUUUUGUAUAUAAUGAAAGUGUAAAUAAUAAUCUCAAUACCCUAGAAUAAUACUGAGCCAAAGGCAAAUAAGUAUGUCUAAGAGCAAGGUGCUGUUUACUUGUAUACAACAUUAGAGAAGAGCUUUAAAUUUAAAGAUUUUGAGAAACCGAAUUCCCUGUAUUGACAUAUACUACUUAUAUAUUUAUUUGUGUAUAUGUGCUUUAAUGAAUUUAAAACUGUAUAUGUAUGUAGUAUUUUGCAUGUUGAAUAGUUAUUAGAAAUUGCUAGUUGUUAUACAAUUUUAGAAAAUGUUUAGAUAAUGUGAAAUGAUAUACUCAAGACUCAAGUCCGUAUUGAAGAUCAGGUAGGAAAUUUAUGAAAUUAGCAAAGGGGUAUGAAGAAAAUUUUUCCAUGUGUUAAAAAUAUGUAUUGCAUUUGUGUAAGUUCCUUUAAUUUUGCUGGCGAGCGUAUAAUGUUACACAAUAAAAAAGAUUUUUGAAAACAAUUUUUACUAUGUUUUACCAUGGGCUAGGAUUAAUUAAAGUUGAAACUCAAAAAAGAUCUGUAAUUGUUAUAUUUAUAUGUAUCUCUAAUAUUUUAUGUGUCUGUAUAAAUAGUUAUAAUUAUUUUAUUUUGUACUAAAAUAUUCAAAAUUUUUGUAUUUUUUUAUUUCCAUGAUUUUACUAUUUGUUUUUUUGAAAUAAAAAAAAAACUAUAAUAAUAUCUUGAAACCAGUAAUAGAUUUUAAUGGGAAUCAAUGUUAAAAAUAAAAUAAUUUACAUUAUAUUUACUCAAAUAAUUGAACAUCGUCCCAAUAUCCCAUAAAUGUUUUGGAGAGGUUUUAAGCUGGUAAGAAUAGACAAAAAUUAAUACAUAAAAUUUUUUACUGAACAAGGUGUCAUUUUGUGGAAGUCCAUAUCACUGGUUAUUUGAUCAGAAUUAUUUUGUUUAAUUCCGCUACCAUUAGUAUGUGUGCGACUACCAAGACUGAAGAAGAAUGACUACUAUUAUUAUUACCAGAUGUUCUACAACCUUCCAAAUUAGCCAUUAAUUUUCCGACUGCCAUUUCAUUCAUGCACGUUUUGCGACACGCGUUUUAUCUAUUUGUCUCAAGUGCCUAGUUUAAAGGUGAAACACGUGUUGAAAAACAUGCGUGAUCGAAAUGGUAGUCGGAGAUCGAUAGCUAAUAUGGAAGUUUGUAGACCUUCUGGUAAUAAUAAUAGUAUCUUAAUUGUCAAAAAUAGUAAAUCAAUAUUUGAGUGUUGACAAUCGCACACAUUAAUAGUAUGGGAAUUAAACAAAAUAAUCAAAUAACUAGUAAAAAAUGUCGUUUAGUCUUUAAUAACUGUGUCGUAUAAGUUAGAAAAAUACACUUUUAUGAAUUCUUUUUUAUUUAUUGUCUCAUAGUUUUAUAAAAAAAAAAUCUCAGUGUAUUAAUAAGUUUAUUUGUAAGUUCAUAUUUUUUCUAUUAUAAAAUUCAACCUGUUUGUUACCUACGCCCUAUGAUAUUAAAUAAUAAUUUGUAAAUAUUUGUACCGAAUUAAUGUGUAAUUUUGUAGUUUUCCACCAACAUUUCUGUAAUAUGUUUAUAUAUUUGUGUAAUAAAACUGAAUAAUA